GAUGGUUGAUGCAAAAUUACAUGGAUUGUUAAACCUUCUGAUCUGCAUUCUGAUCAGCCUGAAAGCAGAUGGAUUCAAUGUUGGAAUAACUUAUGUUGAAAAUGCUGUAGCAAAAGGAGCAGUGUGCUUGGAUGGGAGCCCGCCAGCGUAUCACUUUGAUAAAGGAUUUGGUGCAGGGAUUAACAAUUGGCUGGUUCAUUUUGAGGGUGGAGGGUGGUGCAACAAUGUCACAACAUGCCUUGCACGGAAGGAUACCCGUUUAGGUUCAUCUAAGCAAAUGGUGAAGCAAGUUGUUUUCUCUGGCAUUCUGAGCAACAAACAAAAAUUUAACCCAGACUUCUAUAAUUGGAACAGAAUCAAGGUUCGGUACUGUGAUGGAUCAUCAUUUACUGGAAAUGUGGAGGCUGUAAAUCCUGCAACCAAUCUUCACUUCAGAGGUGCAAGGGUUUUUGUUGCUGUUAUUGAAGAUCUAUUAGCUAAAGGGAUGAAAAAUGCUGGAAAUGCUCUUCUUUCUGGCUGUUCAGCUGGUGGGUUGACCUCCAUUCUCCAUUGUGAUAGAUUCCAUUCACUCCUACCUACUAGUACCAAAGUAAAAUGCCUUUCGGAUGCUGGUUUUUUUAUAAAUGUGAAAGAUGUCUCUGGAGCACAACAUAUACAAGGCUUCUAUGAUGAAGUGGUUACAACUCAUGGGUCAGCAAUGAAUUUGCCUGUGUCUUGUACUUCAAGACUCAAACCAAGUAUGUGUUUCUUCCCACAAUACAUGGCACAACAGAUCCAGACACCAUUAUUUUUAUUAAAUGCUGCCUAUGAUUCAUGGCAGAUAAAGAACAUUUUGGCCCCAGGUGUUGCCGAUCCCCAUGGAACAUGGCACAGCUGCAAGCUUGAUAUAGAGAAGUGUUCAUCCAGUCAACUCGAAACCAUGCAGGGUUUCAGAGUAGAUUUUUUAAGGGCAUUGUCUGGUUUGGGGAGCUCCUCGUCAAGAGGCAUGUUCAUUAACUCUUGUUAUGCUCACUGCCAAUCUGAAGUUCAGGAGACAUGGUUAAGGGCCGAUUCUCCUGUACUCGAUAAGACGUAUGUUUUGCAGUCAAUUGCAAAGGCAGUUGGAGAAUGGUAUUAUGACCGGAGUCCCUUCCAGAAGAUCGAUUGUCCUUACCCAUGUGAUUCAUCAUGCCACAACCGAAUCUUUGAUCCAAAAGAACAUCCGGGAGUAUAGUCCAUUGUUGUGUUGUGUAGUUGGAAAAUUAUUUAGUUUUACUAAGUCAUAGCUAUAAGUGUGCCAAGCCUAAAUAAGAAGUGCUUUAUGAUUAAUUAAGUCAGCAGAAUAAGCAAAGAUCAUCUAAGCACUAAACUCGAGUGCUGGGUGGCUUAAUUUAUUGUAUCAUGUAUUUGAUUGUUAUUUUUAGAAUUAAAAUAAAUAUUUAUUUCUGUCA
Macadamia integrifolia is the source of this 1430-nucleotide messenger RNA. Its product is annotated as pectin acetylesterase 8-like. The record is from RefSeq and is a predicted model, not a curated record. The coding region runs from base 2 to 1213 and encodes 403 amino acids. Lineage: Eukaryota; Viridiplantae; Streptophyta; Magnoliopsida; Proteales; Proteaceae. Gene Ontology annotation, molecular function: pectin acetylesterase activity. Gene Ontology annotation, biological process: cell wall organization. The transcript is spliced from 12 exons. Gene Ontology annotation, cellular component: plant-type cell wall.